Messenger RNA from Penaeus vannamei (Pacific white shrimp), 1862 nucleotides. RefSeq lists its product as uncharacterized. Lineage: Eukaryota; Metazoa; Arthropoda; Malacostraca; Decapoda; Penaeidae. The record is from RefSeq and is a predicted model, not a curated record.
UGUGUGGUAGACGCAGGCGUGGCGUAAAGCCGUAAGUGAAGGAGUAUUCGAUCGUCGCAAGUGUUAAGAGAUUGUUUAGUGAACAGACUAAGGAAGAGGAUCCAUUAAGAUGGUGAUUGGACAGAAGGUCACGUUGAUGGUGCUGUGGGCGGCGGUGUGUGGCUGCGGACUUGUGGGCGCUGCGAAGUACGCCUGGGGAGACGCCCUCACCGACCCUGACGCCCUCGGCCCCGACGGCAUGAAGUACCCAACGAAGCUGAUCAACCGGCUCUACGCUGAUGGCGAGUUCGGGCCUCCUUCAGGAAUGCGUCGGGGGAGGACUCUCAUGAAGACGCUAGACCCUGCGACCGUGAGGGAGAACCUGAUGCAGGGGUUCUACGACGCCAACGCACACAACGACCACGCCACGCUCAGGCCGCAGGGGCGCAGCAUGCCGGACAGGGACUCCUCGCCGUCGUCCCCAGCGCGCGCCGUGGCCUCUUCCGUGCAGGAGAACCUCGUCAGAAUGUCUACCUCCGUCAAGAGCUCGACCUCCACCAGCACCAUGUCCUCCUCGAGCUCGUCCUCUUCGACUGCGUGCCCCAAGGGACCGCCGGCGAGGAUGUGCCAGACGAGGUACAACACGACGGCCCCUAUGUACGGCGUCAGCCUCACGUCGGGACAGCCCGUCACCAUCGUGCAGAAGUUCCCCGACCUCCUGCAGCAGGUGAUCUUCGAAGUGUGCGAGAGUGACACUUGCGACGUGGUGCAGGGCAGCUGCGUGCAGACCUAUGUCCCUUACCUGUUCCUGGUGAUUCCUUUGGGCCCAGUCACGCUCACCGGUCAGGACUACGUGCUGGUAGAGUCCGGAUGCGUGUGUCAGCCCAAGUACAGCCAGGCAUCGUCCUUGCCGUCUCCCAUCGAAGCCAUAUCCGGCGGACCAUGAAGCACGCAAACGGACGAGCGGAUGUCGAGCGAAAGAGGACGUUUAGGUUAGCGGCCUAGCGACCUUAGCGGAAGUGACGGCGCGCGCUCGGGGGGUUCUGAAGUUAGUGAUAACUGUGAGGACUUGAUGAUAAAUAAGUACGCUUGACUGUGUAAGUGUGUGUCUAGUACAAGUUACCGCGCAGUAAUUCGAAGAGGAAAAUUUGUGUGAGAGGUUAUGGUGCCUCGUGCGGGGCUUGACAUGUUGCUCAUCGCUCAAAUUCACGCAUUGUUAGAGAUGACAUCUUACCCUUUCCCAUCAGCCAGUAUUUGUCAUUUUUACUUCUUAAAUGGAUUCCUUUAAUUAUACGGAGAGGCGUAGAGGAUAUCCUGCCAUACACUUGACAAAUACCUCAUACACUCACGCACAUGACAAACAUAUCGACGACAUUUUAAAUAUAUUUGGUGCAUUGUUCGACUGGCAGAGGCUGGCUAAGAACAUAGCAUUUUUAAUACCUGCUCUUUUUCCUUAUUGCAGUCUAAAUGGCACUGUUCAUAACUUUUAUAAUGGAUCCAGAAAAUAAUAAGGGUUAAGCUAGAUAAAUAAGUAAGUGUUAUUUGUUCUAUUCACAGUCCCACACCAGGCACAAGCCACCUUUCCAUUCUUCGGUGAGAACGAAAUCGGAGAAUACCGUUUUCUCAAUUCUCCCUUUUUUCUUUCCCUUAUUCACUUUCUUUUUCCUUUUCUGUUCUCUUCUUCCUUUUAAAGUCAUGAUUUUUCUCACUCUUUCCUCCUCCUGUUUCCCUUUCCUCUUUCCUCUUCAGUCUGACCUCACCGGGUUUUCCCUCUGACUGAAAUAGAAAACGAGAAGUUUGAUAGGGAAGAAUUAAGGAAGGAGAGGGAUGAUAAAGUCGAGGAGGGAGGAGAGGAGGAAGAAAAACGAAGGGAGGGAGAGGGA